Adineta ricciae is the source of this 1860-nucleotide messenger RNA. NCBI's taxonomy places the organism in Eukaryota, Metazoa, Rotifera, Eurotatoria, Adinetida, Adinetidae. The record is from the annotation of a GenBank genome assembly.
AUGUCUUCCGAUAACGUAACGGAACCAAAGACACACGCAGACGUGUUAGAAAAAGACCAAGAGAAUUCGUCAGAAGAGACACCAUUUUCUGAAUCAUUACACGGUAGUUCGCAGCCUAAAGCAAAGGCACAGAAUACAGAUCGCCGACAGGCAAAAAUACAUUCUCCUUAUAAGACUAAUCAAACUGAUACAGAUUUCGCACCCGAAGAGAACGAAGAUGAGGAGAGUGAGGAAAAUAAAUUCGAUGAAUUUAUCCUCAAUAAUUUUAUGCCUUUCUCUGGUGCAGAGGAUAUUCUCAACUGGUUAGACGAAACAGAUAAGAAAUUUCGUUAUCACAAAAUAUCACGUAAUAUUCGAUACAAGGCCAUCCCCUUGUUAGUAACCGAUGACGCCAAACGGACAUGCAUUUUGAAUGAAUCUCAUAUUAAAACCUAUGAUGAUUUUUACAAAUGUCUUUGGACGACUUAUCAUAAGGUAUCCACUGCAGAAUCUCGUUCACGAACAAACUCUUUAGGAUAUUCAGUCAGUCAGAAUAAUGAUUUACACAUGUCGUCCGUGACAAAAAACAUAUCUUUUCAUGAUCCACCGAUAGCACAUUCGAUUCAUUUCGAUGAUUCUGAUAGUUUACCACCACGUCCUAUCUUACGAUCUACAACAAUUGCUGAAGGAGGUACCGCCAAAAUAGUUGGCGAUGAACCUGUCUACGGAAGAACCUUCCAAUCGUCUGAUCUAUCGCGUAGUACGUGUAGUCUCGAGCAAACCACAUAUGUCAUUCAUAAAGCCAUUAUUGACAAUCUCAUCAAUAAUCCAAAGACAUUUCAAGGGGGAAAAGAUGAUGUGAAACAGUGGCUAGAGGAUGUUGAACAAUUAUUUGAUACUGCACAAAUCCCUGAUAGCUAUAAGUUAGAUCUCAUUCCAUAUUCACUGCGAGGCGAGGCACGUCGUUGGUACAAGAAUACCAAAGCCAGUCUGACCUCCUGGCCAAUAUUUGUAAAAGAGUUGAAAGAAGCCUUCCUUUCACCAUUCCAUGAUGAACUGGCCUUCAAAAAACUUGAUUCCUACACACAGGGAAUUAAUCAGCCAGUUCGUAGCUUUUACAAUGAAGUGCUUAAAUUGUGUAACGAAACCGACCUGGAAAUGAGUGAGUCUAUGAAACUUCGCCAUCUGCUUAAAAAGGCAAAACCCACGCUGCAGUAUGAAAUCCGUAAGCGAAAACCUACCACGACCAAACAAUUUCUUGAAUACGGUAAGGAAGCCGAAGAGCUCCUUCAGUUGUCAAAUCUUGAGAUCAACAGUGAUCCGUCUAGUUCUCAUGACCAUAAGCCAACUACAUCGGCACAAUCCACAGUAACAGCCGCCCGGACGUCAUCUAGCACUGUUAAUAACUUCCCUUUCAUUCCAUACGAUCCGAAUAUGAGUUAUAACAAUUUCCGUCCAAAUAAUCGAUAUAAUAACAAUCGAUAUAAUAACAAUCGAAACUAUAACUAUAACUCUCGCUCUAACCAAUCGCCAAACCCUUUCGGAUCCUUUCACUCCUCUCGUUCCUCCUUUCCUCAAGAUAACUCUUCGUAUCACUCUACAUCAACCACAGGUUCUAAUCAGCGCUCGUCAUAUUCUAAUUCCCCUAGUAACUAUAAUACACCUCCUAACGUAUCCAACAAUCAGCACAGCAUUAAUUAUCAGCCGCGGACCAUUAAUAAUACUGCCAAGAAUAACCCGAACUCAGUUCAUUCUGUGAAUCAUAUAUUAGCGAUUGAUGGUCAAUCACCCGCUCAGCUGACACCUCCAGCUGCCGAGGCAGUCACUUGUGCUCAGUAUAUAGAUGGGGACCAACAGGCAUCCGCCUGUUCCCAUUUCUAA